AUGAAGCUGUUCAAGCACUUCCGUUCCAAGGGGAAGAGCAAAAGUGUCGACCACUACGGUUAUGAGCAACAUGAGAAGUACAAUAAUCGUAACUACAAUCGUCAAAACCCUCAGUACUCCAGCUACCGCUCUGGUCCCUCCAGAGACUUCACUCAAAACCUUCCCCUCGAGGUCCUCUCUAGGAUAUUUUCCUAUGUUUGCCUUCAUGUUCUGGACGAUACUUAUAACUCCUCUGAAGAGUCCAUGACAGAUGAUGGUUGCAUGCUCUGUGACAUGCGGGACCUUGCACACUGUGCGUUGGUGUGUAGGAAAUGGUAUUCUCCCGCCCAUAAGCUCUUAUAUCAGAAUGUCCGUAUCGAUGCGGUUCAUUACUGUGAUCUCGAGUAUGAAUUAUCAGCCAAGCGAAAGAAAAACUCGUUCCUCGACCACAAUUCAGUACCACUGGAUGCGCCCAUGACGCGGUUGACACUCUUCAGCAGGACGGUGCGUGAAUCCCAGCGCAUCGGGAAUCUGGUUUUCUCGUUACGGAUGCCCUACAUGACUCGAGAAGCUGGUAAGCUAUUGCUGGCUCAGACGGUAUUGAUGCUACCAAACCUACGAUAUGUGGACUUGCCCGCGGGCGUUUUCUGCGAUGAUGAGUCGACGAUGAUCCUCAAGCAGACCUUGAUCGCCCGGUGCCCGGAUAUUCGGCGGAUGAAGUAUUCCAGGGGCUCAGAGAAAACCUUCAGUGCAGUUCAGCAAGAAGAUGAGAUAGAUGCUGUGGAUCAGUUUAUGCAAGGUCGCCAACUGCGUCAACCAGCCCGGCCACAGAUCAAGGUCUGGCAAAACCUGGAAGUGUUAGAGCUAUGUGGCCUGAGCUCGUCCAUUGACAUACUUCGCCGCGUCCUGGUUCAAUUCCCCCGUUUAACGGAUUUGAAGCUGGAGGAUUUAAACGAGAUAGAACCCGUCCUAUUCAAGAAUUCUCCCUCCUUAAGCCCCUUCCCCCCCAUUGAGCGCCUCACACUAAACAAUACUCCGGGAGUCACCGACCGCACAUUCAUGGACUACUUCAGCACCAACCGAAACAAACGCGCUCUCAAACACCUCACCCUUUCCAACACCGGUAUCACCCCGGGCGCCCUCCACCACGUCCUCAAUAACUCCCCCAAAAUCCAUAGCCUCUCCGUCACCCAAUACAUCUCCGAAGGCUUUGUCCAGGACAACGUCCCACUACUCGCCUCCCACGCUCUCUGCCUCCUCCACUACGAAAUCACCGCAAGGACCGAACACCACGCCGCCUACUACUACAAGUACCUCAUGUCCUCCCUCCUCUCCGGCUCUCUCCCAGGCCUCGUAGACCUCUACGUUCGCGACGCCAAGUUUCCGGAAAUGCUCAUGUAUGCCUCCCUCCCACAGCUCGGUGGCUCCCGCGGCGGUGCCAGUGGCAGCCCGGCCGGCCUCAACCAGGCCCUGUCUGUAUACAGCAAGGGUGCCAACGAGGCGGAAUGGAACUUCACUGCGUACGAGCCUCUCGAUGUUCCAGGUGCGGGCAUUGGUGGUCGACGGCGGGGCAGCUCGUCACGCCCUGUGAGUUUCCAUGGUGCACAGCUCAGUCCGGCAUGGGGCGACGAGGCGCGUAGGAGCGUGUUGGUUGGGAACGGGGUUGGUGGGUUCUUAGCGAUUCCUGGCGAAGAGGAAAGGCCCAAGAGUAGUGGCGGCGCGUGGAUGCGUCAUCACCAUCGGCGGGAGGGGAGUAAGGGGGAUCUCUGGAGGUAA
Messenger RNA from Histoplasma capsulatum G186AR, 1755 nucleotides. Its product is annotated as F-box domain-containing protein. Bases 1 to 1755 code for a protein of 584 amino acids. Gene Ontology annotation, molecular function: protein binding. NCBI's taxonomy places the organism in Eukaryota, Fungi, Ascomycota, Eurotiomycetes, Onygenales, Ajellomycetaceae. The transcript has 2 exons. The record is from RefSeq and is a predicted model, not a curated record.